UGAAAACUCACAUGCAACAGGGCUUAAUUUCUGUUGCUGCUCGUACUGUGAUAACACAUCUGGUCAACCACUUAGGCCACUACCCUAUGAGCGGAGGUCCUGCGAUGCUAACUAGCCAAGUGUGUGAGAACAACGACAACCCAUACAGUGAAAGUCCCGAACUUUCUCCCCAACUUUUUGAGAACCCAAACCUUCAAUUCUUUGUGUUAAACAAUACCUCCCUGGUGUCUUGCAUACAAAUUCAAGCAGAAGAUGAUAUGCCAGGGGGAGGACUGUCUGCCGGACUUGCAUCUGCUAACUCAAAUGUUAGAAUUAUAGUACGUGAUCUAUCAGGGAAAUACUCGUGGGAUUCGGCCAUUUUGUACGGGCCCUCAUCUUUAUGUGGAUCUUCACAACAAACUUCUUUUGCGGCUACCUUGUCUCAACAAGAUAAGCCAGAAGAUGCUCUUUCAUCUUUUGAGCAUGUAGAGGAUGUAUCUGCACGUGAUGGAAUUACGCUCCAAGUAAAAAGGAAAUUUAGAGAUACUGUACCAACAUGGGAUACAAUUAGGGAUGAAGAAGAUGCCCUUGAUGAGCUCUUGCAAUAUUUAGGUGUUACAAGCCCUGAAUGCUUACAGAGAACUGGUGUCUCACUCAACAUUCCUGCCCCUCAGCCAGCCUGCAUCUCAGAGAAGCAGGAGAAUGACGUCAUCAAUGCCAUUCUGAAACAGCACACAGAAGAGAGGGAGUUUGUUGAAAAGCAUUUCAAUGAUUUAAACAUGAGGGCUGUGGAGCAGGAUGAGCCAACCUCACAGAAGCCCCAAUCAGCAUUUUACUACUGCAGAUUGCUUCUGAGUAUACUGGGAAUGAAUUCUUGGGAUAAAAGAAGGAGCUUUCAUCUCCUGAAGAAAAAUGAGAAGUUACUUCGAGAACUCAGAAAUUUGGACUCAAGACAAUGCCGAGAGACACACAAGAUUGCAGUGUUUUAUGUUGCUGAGGGACAAGAAGAUAAACACUCCAUUCUUACGAAUACUGGGGGAAGUCAAGCCUAUGAGGAUUUUGUAGCUGGUCUUGGCUGGGAGGUAAAUCUCACAAACCAUUGUGGCUUUAUGGGAGGACUGCAAAAAAACAAAAGCACUGGGUUGACCACUCCAUAUUUUGCUACCUCGACAGUAGAAGUAAUGUUCCAUGUGUCAACAAGAAUGCCUUCUGAUUCAGAUGACUCUUUAACUAAAAAGCUGAGACAUUUAGGAAAUGAUGAAGUACACAUUGUCUGGUCAGAGCAUACCCGAGAUUAUAGAAGAGGAAUAAUUCCAACAGAAUUUGGUGAUGUUCUUAUAGUUAUCUAUCCCAUGAAAAACCAUAUGUUCAGUAUCCAGAUCAUGAAAAAGCCUGAGGUUCCAUUUUUUGGUCCACUGUUUGAUGGUGCUAUUGUGAAUGGAAAAAUUCUUCCUAUUAUGGUUCGUGCAACAGCUAUAAAUGCAAGCCGUGCAUUGAAAUCAUUAAUCCCAUUAUAUCAAAACUUUUAUGAGGAGAGAGCACGGUACCUGCAAACAAUUGUUCAACAUCAUCUAGAGCCUACAACAUUUGAGGAUUUUGCUGCUCAGGUUUUCUGUCCAGCACCAUACCACCAUUUCCCCUCAGAGGCAGAUCAUUAAAUAUCAGUUCUGUUUAUCUGAAGGUAAGACAAAGUGUCAAAAAAUCCCCUUUGUUCCUCUUACUUUUACUAGACCACUAAGCUUGUAACCAGAUUGUAUGCAAACUUACCUUGUUGCCCUUGUUCACACUAAAAAGAAUUUCACACUGAUUGAGAAAUGACCACUACAUCUUCUUAAAGUUUUAGUCUUUUACUAACCUCAGGUCUGCAUGAAGCACUAACACUGGUUCUGGGAUUAAGGUAACUAAUGAUAGAGACAGUUGUUGAAUGAGUAACACUUUAUUGUGUUGACCUUUGUUUCUCAGCAUGAACAAGUAGUACUGGAUGGCAGUGGUGUGUUUUGUACCCUGUACUGUCUUUCAUUGAUGUUGUAAGACAUUCUGCACUGAUAACAUAGGAGAGAAGGAGAAGAAGAAUGUGUAACACUUGAAAUUCCUUGUUCAGAAACCAUCAUUUAAUGAUGAAGAGAUCAAAAUGCUUCUGUGGAAAAGCUGGAAAUCUGAAUAAAAUUCAUUUUCUAAGA
Molecule: messenger RNA, 2159 nt
Organism: Merops nubicus (carmine bee-eater)
Lineage: Eukaryota; Metazoa; Chordata; Aves; Coraciiformes; Meropidae
Product: ral GTPase-activating protein subunit alpha-1-like
Exons: 8
Biological process (GO): positive regulation of GTPase activity; regulation of small GTPase mediated signal transduction
Cellular component (GO): cytoplasm; nucleus
Molecular function (GO): GTPase activator activity
Source: RefSeq, a predicted model, not a curated record